GAGCAUCGACUGCUCUGGGAGCGGCUUUACUGCCUGCGCUGCGGCCCGACAGGGCGGGAAGUGCAGGCCGCUAUCGCGAGCGGAGGCUGGACAGGAGAGGGGAGGUGACGGGCGGUGAGGGGCUUUGGGAGCCGCGAUCCAGGAUCUGUUAUCCAGGCAGUUCGCAGGUGCUGUCGAGAAUGGACAUCAGGCCGAACCACACCAUCUACAUUAACAACAUCAAUGACAAGAUCAAGAAGGAAGAGCUGAAGAGGUCCCUGUAUGCAUUGUUCUCACAGUUUGGUCAUGUGGUCGACAUUGUGGCUUUAAAAACUAUGAAGAUGAGAGGACAGGCAUUUGUUAUAUUUAAAGAACUUGGAUCAUCUACCAAUGCUUUGAGACAGCUACAAGGCUUUCCGUUUUAUGGGAAACCAAUGCGUAUUCAGUAUGCAAAAACAGACUCUGAUAUCAUCUCUAAAAUGCGUGGGACUUUUGCUGAUAAGGAAAAAAGAAAGGAAAAGAAGAAAGCCAAAACUCUGGAACAGUCAGCAAACGCACCAAAUAAAAAGGUUGUCCAGGGAGCAACACAGAAUUCAGCCAGUGCUCCAGGGACUACACCACAGAAUCAGGUGCCUGAUAACCCACCAAACUAUAUCCUUUUCCUUAAUAAUUUGCCUGAGGAAACAAAUGAGAUGAUGCUGUCCAUGUUAUUUAAUCAGUUUCCCGGAUUCAAAGAGGUACGCCUAGUGCCAGGGCGCCAUGACAUUGCAUUUGUGGAGUUUGAAAAUGAGAACCAAGCAGGGGCUGCUCGAGACGCUCUCCAAGGAUUCAAGAUCACUCCAUCUCAUGCCAUGAAAAUCACUUAUGCGAAGAAAUAGCUAUAUGCUCCUAUAAAGGACUUCUGUGGAUAUGUGUUUUUUUUAAAGACAUUGAUACUCUGGUCAGGUAGCAUGUUUGCUGUUCUCUGCAGAUAAGACUCAAGUAGAAUUGCCACAAUGACCAGGGCACAUUUCCAUAGAUCACCCGGAUAGUAACUUUUUCUGUUGAAAUACUAAUUUUUAUAAAAUAAAAUAUAAAUAUGCUGUUUUCAAGCCA
Messenger RNA from Serinus canaria (Common canary), 1074 nucleotides. RefSeq names its product small nuclear ribonucleoprotein polypeptide B2 (gene SNRPB2). Gene Ontology annotation, cellular component: U1 snRNP. The record is from RefSeq and is a predicted model, not a curated record. The transcript has 7 exons. Gene Ontology annotation, biological process: mRNA splicing, via spliceosome. Bases 180 to 857 code for a protein of 225 amino acids. Lineage: Eukaryota; Metazoa; Chordata; Aves; Passeriformes; Fringillidae. Gene Ontology annotation, molecular function: U1 snRNA binding.